Molecule: messenger RNA, 979 nt
Organism: Sesamum indicum (sesame)
Lineage: Eukaryota; Viridiplantae; Streptophyta; Magnoliopsida; Lamiales; Pedaliaceae
Product: CASP-like protein 1F1
Source: RefSeq, a predicted model, not a curated record
CUCUCUCCCUCUACAAAAACCCCUCUCUCUCUCUCCCAUAUAUUUCAUCAACACUCCCUCUCCCUCUACCAAAUAGCAAUCAACAGCAGUAGUAGUAGAGUGAGUGAGACAGUGAUAUCAUGGAUCCUCCUCCUCCUCCUCAAAUGCAAAUGCAAAUGCCAAAACACAACAUCCACUACCCUCAAAACUCACCCACCUCCUUUUUCUACUUUGCACAACUCACCCUCCGAAUUCUGGUCAUUGGAUUCACCCUCGCCGCAGCCAUCACCAUGACCACCAGUCACCAGUCUGUCACCUUCUUCGGGAUUGUGAUGGAUGCCCGUUACACCUACUCCUCUUCUUUCAGGUUCAAGAUGGUUGCAGAUUCUUUAGCAUGCGGCCUCUCUCUACUUUCCGUCAUUCAUCUUCUUUCACUCAAUCGUCCUAAAUCAAACCCCAACAAUUACUUUUAUUUGUUCUUGCAUGAUUUGGUGAGCGCGGUUUUGUUGCUAUCCGGAUGCUCCGCUGCAAUGGCCAUCGGGUACGUUGGACGAUUCGGACAGCCUCAAACCGGUUGGAUUGCAAUUUGUGAUCGGGUGCCCAAAUUCUGUGACAAGAUCCUGGUUUCAAUUGUCUCAUCUUUCUUGGCUGUCAUUUGCCUACUUGUGCUUACAAUCAUGUCUGCCCACAAACUCAAAUCUCACCCAUACUCCCACCCAAUCUGAAUUGAAUUCAGACACAGAUCAACUCCACCUAAUUAAUAAAAUUACUGUCACACCCAGCACCACCUGUUCCCCCCCCCCCUCUCCCCCCCUUUUCUUUUUUUCCCUAGUUUCCAGGUUCUUUUUUAUUUCUUCUUCAUUUCCGGAAUUAUAUGUGUACUAGGUUUGUGUGUCUGUCAAAAAAAAAAAAAAAAACCCAAAAAGAUGCUCUUGCAUUCUGUGGACAGUACAUUAUUAUUACCUGCGAUGUUAAAUGCAUUCCUACAUAGUUGUGUGUA